UAAAAUUAACCUAACUGCUUGAGAUUUUAUUUGUUGCAGGAUCUUACGGACACCCCACAAAUUGAUAUGCCGAGCUACAUUUCACGUUUGAUCGAUUGGAUCUGCUGCGAGAUGACAUGCCAGGCCAGGCACGGCGAAAAUGUAGGACAGAGGUUGCGGCUGAUCUUCGACAGGCUACAAAUCUAUCGAUGGACCACCCAAGUCCUGCUGGUCCUCGCGGCCUUCGCUCUGCAAUACGGCGACUUCUGCUGCGCCCACGAAGCUCCUCCUGAGGGCGGACAUGUUCCGUCCACUCCCUUCCCGAAGGCCCUGAGCUCACUGAAGAGGAAGGUCGUACCCGACGGGAACAAGAAGGGGAUAAAGCCUCUCAACAAGGUGGCCAGCGACCUCUGCGAGCUGACCUCUUCCUUGUUUGAUCUCACCGAGAUGGUGAAUCAGCACCGCGGGAAGCACGUGCCUGAAUUGGCGAAAGCAUUUCGAUCGAUCCCCGGGUGGAGCUGCGAGACCAUCAUCGCCAUCCUGGCCGCAGGGAACAUCUUCGACCAGAUCACCGGUGGCUAUACAGAGUUUCCAGAAUCGGAAGUGGAGAGUCUUAAGUCGAGCGUGUCGAACAGGAAGAGCACCGUUCUCGCAAAGGUCGACACUUGCAAGAAAGAAAUAGGCCUCCUGGAACAGUAUCUGAUGUACAUGAAAAAGGUCGAAGCUCCGGUGGACAUCGCGGACUUUCUGAGAUCGCUGCUUGCCAAGGAUUCCAAACAGAAUCCAUUUGUUAUUGAUCCGAAUAACACCGCGGUCGAGUUUAAGGGGUUCAGGAAGAAGAACGUGUUGCUGAUAAUUUCAGACCAAAAGAUAUCUGAUUAUGACAUUGCAACUCUCGAAAGGAUACACCACGAUCCUAGGCGCGUUGGAAUCCCUAAAGAGGAAGACCGAAAAGACGAUGUCAUCCAGAUUCAAACGGAGAAGGAGACACUCUAUGAGCUUGUUUGGAUUCCUAUUGUGGAUGCGGGGCACGACAGAUUGGAAGCGCUGCCGAGCUUCAAGUCGGUGAGGCGAUUGGCUUUCGUGGUCGACCCGCUUAAGAUGAAUAAGUUCGCCAGCAGAUAUAUCAAGGAAGAGUGGCGUUUCAAGCGAGAAACCAUGGUUGUGGUGUUGGACGCGCUUGGCUGGGUGGAGAACGCAGAUGCCAUGCCCAUGCUUCGGACAUGGGAGACAGAAGCUUUCCCUUACACAGGGAACGAAAGUACCCAUCCUUGGUUGGGCCAAUCCUGGAGUUGGGUUCGGCUCGUGCUCAGAGAACAGAUAGUCCGGCAUGGGACAUUGGAUGCGCCGACGAAGACCGACUACAAAUUGAUCUAUGGAGGAACUGCUGCUGCGACGUUGGCAACUGAGGUCACCGGCGAGAAUGCCAACCUUAGCGUGAUGCCCAUCGAGGACCCGUGCCGCUUCUUCAUCCUAUUAAGGAGUUGCUUGAUCUCUAGGUUGCAGGCUGUGCAAAUCCUGAACAUCGAAAGAGACCCUUUGCGCGAUCGCAUAGUGUACGAGAUGUGCGAAGCCCACAAAGCCUUCCAAAGUGGCGGGGUCGCAAUAAUUGCCAAAGGGCAUGAUCUGCAGGUGCUGCAUGUUGGCCUCAUGAGUGAUUUGAAAUCGGUGAGGGAUCAGGUUGCCAACAACGAGUGGAAAGCUCUUGCAGAAGGUCACGAGAAGAAGUAUAAAGAAGCUCUAGGACAAUCCAUGUGCCUGCACGUCUACGUCCCGCAUCACGCCAAUCUCGGGGAUCUGUACUGCCCCGGUUGCAGCCGGUUCAUGAGGCAUGAUCUCCGCCUCACCUGCUGCCAUUCCGAGUCCGACUGAAGGAGGGGCGGGGCUCGCAAUGCGUAAAGCCCUUAGCCGAAACUAAACACUAAAUAAAGAGAGCUUUCAGUUCAGAUUAUGUUCGGUUGUGGAGUGUGCAAGGUGUGAAAGUGUGUUUCCGUUUGCAAAGUGUGGUGUGUUUUUCGGUUUGUUAAUAAUAGCCUCUUGGUUCACAAGAGAGCUAAACUGGUAUUUGCUUUCAUAUGGUUGUAACUUGGAAUUGUGAUGCGCUUCUUCGGGCCCUGAGAGCCUCCUAGGGCCAUCUUUCUUGCUAUUUGAUCGAAUAAAUGAAGAGAUUGGCGAUGUUUACAUGUA
Messenger RNA from Rhodamnia argentea, 2166 nucleotides. RefSeq names its product protein SIEVE ELEMENT OCCLUSION B-like. The transcript is spliced from 6 exons. The record is from RefSeq and is a predicted model, not a curated record. NCBI's taxonomy places the organism in Eukaryota, Viridiplantae, Streptophyta, Magnoliopsida, Myrtales, Myrtaceae. Bases 67 to 1851 code for a protein of 594 amino acids. Gene Ontology annotation, biological process: phloem development.